CAUCAGCUCUCAACUCCCGUCUAGCAGCCUUGGACCAGUAGCAGGCUACAUCAUCAUCAAGCUUCCAACGUCAACUUAUACGCCGCCCUUGACCUUUGAGCUCGUUGACGGCCCCAUCUCUUCACCAUGGCAGAAUCAGAGCUCGCCCCCAAGUUUGCCCCCUUUAUUGGGAUGGCCGGAAUUGCAGCUGCAAUGAUCUUCGGAUGUAUUGGAGCUGCCUACGGCACAGCGAAGUCCGGCAUUGGCAUUGCUGGUGUCGGUACCUUUCGACCAGAUCUCAUCAUGAAGUGUCUGAUUCCAGUCGUCAUGUCCGGUAUCAUCGCCGUCUACUCGCUAGUCAUCUCCGUCCUAAUCGCUGAGGAUCUCGACCCUUCCAAGAACUACAGCUUGUUUUCGGGCUUUAUGCAUCUCGGAUGCGGUAUUGCAGUCGGCAUGACUGGUCUUGCCGCUGGUUACUGUAUCGGAAUCGUUGGCGACACCGGUGUUCGUGCUUAUAUGGAACAGUCCCGGAUUUUCGUCGGCAUGGUCCUGAUUCUCAUUUUCGGCGAAGUUCUCGGUCUCUACGGCCUCAUUGUUGCCCUGAUUCUUAACACCAAGAGCAAGGGUUAAAUGGCACACGAUUCGCAUCGCAAUCACACACCCGCUCAUAUGACCUUUCUCAGGGGGAACUGACAUGAAAAUUGAAGGAGCUUCGAGCUGCCAUCCGGAUACGGGGAUAAACCAUUGUUUGUACAUCGGGCAUGGCGUUAUUGGACGUGUAACAUAUUUUUCAGAGAGGUAGAAGAACGGCGGAGAAGUUGACAGUAUCUAGUUUCAAGAAUACGUGCAAAGUCUAUGCUU
Messenger RNA from Fusarium graminearum PH-1, 840 nucleotides. Its product is annotated as vacuolar ATP synthase 16 kDa proteolipid subunit 2. The transcript has 6 exons. The record is from RefSeq and is a predicted model, not a curated record. Gene Ontology annotation, cellular component: proton-transporting V-type ATPase, V0 domain. Gene Ontology annotation, molecular function: proton-transporting ATPase activity, rotational mechanism. Lineage: Eukaryota; Fungi; Ascomycota; Sordariomycetes; Hypocreales; Nectriaceae. Gene Ontology annotation, biological process: proton transmembrane transport. Bases 127 to 609 code for a protein of 160 amino acids.